Molecule: messenger RNA, 849 nt
Organism: Gorilla gorilla gorilla (western lowland gorilla)
Lineage: Eukaryota; Metazoa; Chordata; Mammalia; Primates; Hominidae
Product: protein FRG2-like-2
Exons: 4
Coding region: 1-849 (282 amino acids)
Source: RefSeq, a predicted model, not a curated record
AUGGGAAAGGGAAAUGAAGACCCCGAUCUCCACUGCUCCUCCAUCCAGAGCUCCACUGACCAGCCCCCUUUCCAACAGAUCUCCUUUUCAGAAAAGGGCUCAGAUGAGAAGAAACCAUUCAAAGAAAAAGGCAAGACCACCUUCUCCCAUUCCAGUGAGAAGCACACGCAAAGGCAAGCAGGAUCGGAGCCCAAUCCAAAUAAGGAGAAUUCUGAGGAAACCAAGCUCAAGGCCGGGAACAGCACUGCUGGAUCAGAACCAGAGUGCAGCUCAUAUCGGGAAAACUGCAGGAAAAGAAAAAUCAGUUCCAAGGAUAGCUGCCAAGACACAGCAGGAAACUGUCCAGAAGAGGAGUGCAGCUUGACGUUGAAUAAAAAAUCAAGAGCCUCCACUGCUGUGCACCACAGUGAAAUCCAGGAGACCUGUGAUGCCCACCAUAGGGGAAGUUCCAGGGAUUGCACUGGGCUCAGCAAGCGGCAUAGGUCUCGGGCCCUAGGAGACCAAACACCGUCACUUCGAAAAAGCUUGGUGACCUCUGUGCGAGCUAUGUCGGAGGCUGUUUAUCAAGACCUAGCCCAGGUGUGGGCACAGCAGAUCCAUUCUCCACUGACCUGUGAGCAGCUGACACUGCUCACUAGGCUCCGGGGGCCUCUGUGUGCCCAGGUGCAGACCUUGUAUUCCAUGGCCACCCAGGCAGCUUAUGUCUUCCCUGCUGAGAGCUGGCUUGUCCCAGCCACACUGCCUGGUCCUGGGGAUUCAGCCCUGGAUAGAGAAGCCCAUCCCUUCCCUGGGCAGGAGAUAACUGAGCCUGUCAGUGGAUCAGAUGAGGCUAAGCUGGGAGCACCGUGA